Pseudomassariella vexata is the source of this 4930-nucleotide messenger RNA. Its product is annotated as P-type ATPase. The transcript has 2 exons. Gene Ontology annotation, cellular component: plasma membrane. Bases 491 to 4738 code for a protein of 1415 amino acids. Gene Ontology annotation, molecular function: magnesium ion binding; ATP hydrolysis activity; ATPase-coupled intramembrane lipid carrier activity. The record is from RefSeq and is a predicted model, not a curated record. Gene Ontology annotation, biological process: endocytic recycling; intracellular protein transport; phospholipid translocation. NCBI's taxonomy places the organism in Eukaryota, Fungi, Ascomycota, Sordariomycetes, Amphisphaeriales, Pseudomassariaceae.
CAACCAACCAAGUGUGAAAUACGAAGAGAAGUCUUAGCGCCUCGUUCUCCAAGAAAUGUCCACGUCGGACCCGACUUACGUACCGAGAAGACCUUUCAGGGAUAAUGACGAUUAUCCUGGCUUGCAAUGGAACCUGCCCAGUGUCCUGACGCCAAGGGGCAUUGUUCAUAGAACGAGGAGGCACAUUCAUUCGCUACCACCCUCUUCCUCGCCUCGUUUAUCGAUUGAGCAGUGGCAUGAGGCUGCCAGAUUCCUCACCACGCCCUCGGCGCGACCUCUUCAAUUGAGGCCUGCGAUCCCACGCUCGUUUCAAACGUCGACUUGAAUCUUCGCGAUUGCAGUGCUUCAUAAUCAAGGGUCGAUCGAUGCCCCACUACGAUCCAUGUGCGCGUCACAAAUCGAAAUAAUCUUCAACACCUAGAAGUCGCGCAAUGCCCCCGAUAAGAAGUAUCUGGAGUCCUCAAACUAUCGUUUACGACCGAAGAAUACAAUGGGCCUGGGGAAGGAAGCCUACCUCGAGGAGGGAACGGAAAAGGGAACGAUCGCAUCCAGUGCCGCCAGCCGCACUCGGAAACAAGUCCAUAAUUUUCGGGCUUCGGCCCAUGAACGCACGUCGAAAUGGUACCAGAAAUAUUUCGUAGAAGGCGUGUUGCGGCAGAAGCCUUUAAAGCCUUCUAAGGACGGACGCCACGUACCGCUGAGAAUCGAACAUGUCAGCCCGUUGAUCGACGAGCGGCGCGGACACGAGUACAUAUCCAACACGAUCCGAACCUCGAGAUACACCGUGUACGACUUCCUGCCGAAGCAAUUGCUCUUUCAGUUCACAAGGCUGGCCAACUUUUACUUCCUUUGUGUCGGUGUCCCACAAACAAUCCCUGGUCUGAGUACGACCGGAAGCUACACGACGAUUCUGCCUCUGCUCUUCUUCGUUCUCUUGACAAUUGCGAAGGAAGGGUACGACGACUACAAGCGACACCGGCUGGACAAACUUGAAAAUGCAAAUACGGUCACGGUACUAGGACGGCCUCUUACCCAAAGGGCCGCGGCAGGAUCAGCGAAGUGGCUUUUGUCGCGCAUUUCAACCUCACGGAAACCUAUUCCCGCGAUUCCAGAUGACCACGACGAUGGCGACGUCGAUCAAGACUACAAAUGGAGAAGGGUUCAAUGGAAAGAUGUCAAAGUGGGCGACAUUCUCCGGCUGUCUCGAGACGAGGAAGUUCCGGCCGAUCUAGUGUUGCUCCACGCCACGGGUGAAAACGGCUUGGCCUACAUCGACACUAUGGCACUCGACGGCGAAACGAAUUUGAAAAGCAGGGAGGCGUCGCCGGCCUUCAAAGGCUGUAGCACCAUAGCCGCUAUUCGUGCGUGCCAGGCCGAGCUGGUCCUCGAAGACCCAAAUCCGGAUCUCUAUCGAUUCGAUGGCAGAGUCACAACGGGAGACCGAACAGUACCCCUGACGCUGAACGAGAUAGUCUACCGUGGCACUAUUUUGAGGAAUACAGAACGUGCAAUCGGCAUCGUCAUCAACACCGGGGAGGAAUGCAAAAUCCGGCUGAACGCCAACCAGCACCCCAAGGCGAAGAAGCCUGCUCUCGAGGCCGUCUCCAACAAGAUUGUCAUUACUCUCGCUGCCUAUGUCAUCAUUCUGUCUGUUGGAUGCUCCAUGGGCUAUAUCAUUUGGAGAGGGUCGACUGAAAAGAAUGCGUUUUAUUUAAGUGAUGCGACUGUUCCGUUCAAAGAGAUCAUUAUUGGAUUCGCAAUUCAGUUCAACAACGUUAUACCUCUUGCCCUCUACAUCAGUCUGGAAAUCGUCAAGAUUGGACAGAUGCUCAUGCUGAAUGGGGAUAUGGAGAUGUACGACGAGGCAACAGAUACGCCGGCCAGGUGCAACACGAAUACCAUCCUCGAGAAUUUGGGCCAAAUCAGCUAUGUUUUCUCCGACAAGACUGGUACCCUAACCGAUAACGUCAUGAAAUUUCGGAAACUGAGCAUAGCGGGUACUUCGUGGCUUCACGAGAUGGAUCUCGAGUCCGAAGCCGAGCCGUCUCCUGUCGAGCAGGUUGUCUCCUUCACUCCUAGCAAAGUUGUGUCGAGAAAGUCACGAGAAGCUACACGGGUCAUCCCAGAAAGUCACGAGCCAUCUAUCGCCUCCCCGAUUUCUAUCACCGUGACCUCGCCUCCUCUUGGGAGAAGCUCUUCCCAUUAUGGUAGACGUUCAUCUUCACACUGGAGAUCAACGGGUCGACCUGACCACCCGCAACCUGAGCUUACUACCACCGACCUCCUGGAAUACCUGCAGUUAAGGCCAGCAUCACCAUUUGCAAGAAAGGCUCGUGAUUAUAUCCUUUGCCUGGCGCUGUGCCACACCUGUCUGCCGGAAGUCAAAGAUGACAAGGUGGACUUCCAGGCUUCCUCGCCUGAUGAGCUUGCACUUGUACGUGCUGCGCAGGAUUUGGGAUAUCUUGUGAUGCAUCGAUCUUCCCAGUCAGUUACGCUCAAGAUCACAUCAGAGAACGAUGAGAAAACAGAAACCUACGAAAUCCUGGAUGUCAUUGAAUUCAGCAGCAAACGGAAGCGAAUGUCGAUAGUGGUACGAUAUCCCGACGGAAGGAUCUGCAUAAUCUGCAAGGGUGCAGACUCGAUGAUCCUGCCCCGACUCAAGAUGGCAAAUCUGGCACUGAAGAAAGCCAGUGAAGUUCGCCAGAGUGCGGAUAUGGAAAUCGAGAUGCUUAGGAGAAGUGAGCAGUUGGAGCCGCGAAACAGCUUUGGUGGACGACCGAGUCUGACGCUUGCCCGGAGGAGCAUUGGUGCUAGUGUACCGGCUCACCUCAAGAAACGACCGGCUAUUGAGCGAACCCAAUCAUUUGAAGCAUCCAAGGUGCGCCGCUCGGAAGACAAUCGGGCAUCCCGACCGUCGCUAGGCGUCCGAACGGUCUCUUUUGAUAUAGCUAAGACUUUGGCAACACCCAGUCCUAUGUCGCCUUCACCAAUCGACAACAAGUUCAGCUUUAUCGAUGAUCCCUUGAUCAACGACGACUCAGCUGUGUUCACUCGCUGUUUCAAGCAUUUGGAUGAUUUCGCCACCGAAGGUCUUCGGACAUUACUGUUCGCUCGCAAGUUCAUCCCAGCGCAGGAGUACAGGAUGUGGAAGAAGAUCUACAAUGAGGCCACAACCAGUCUCGUGAACCGCCAGGAGAUGAUCGAGGAGGCUGGGGAAAUGAUUGAGCAGUCUCUCGAUCUUGUCGGGGCCUCCGCAAUCGAGGACAAGCUUCAAAAGGGCGUCCCCGAGACAGUAGACAGGCUUCGCCGUGCCAACAUCAAGAUAUGGAUGCUUACGGGCGACAAGCGCGAAACGGCAAUCAACAUCGCCCACUCGGCUCGCAUCUGCCGUCCCGCUUCGGACAUCUUCAUCCUUGACUCAUCUAAAGGCGAUCUAGAGACUCAGAUACUCGCAGCUGCGGAGGACAUUCAAGCCGGCUGCAUACACAGUGUCGUCGUAAUUGACGGUCAAACGCUAGCUGUUGUCGAACAAUCUCCGAGGUUGAAAAUCCUUUUUUACACGUUGAUCCCGACCAUCAACGCCGUCAUCUGCUGCCGCGCCAGCCCAGCCCAGAAGUCGUCCAUCGUGAAGGCAAUCCGGCAACGUAUCCCCACCGCCCUUACCCUUGCCAUCGGCGACGGCGCCAACGACUUGGCCAUGAUUUCAGCCGCCCACGUCGGAGUCGGUAUCUCAGGCAAAGAAGGUCUACAGGCCGCCCGCGUAGCAGACUACGCCAUUGCGCAAUUCCGCUUCCUGCAGCGCUUGCUCCUAGUCCAUGGCCGAUGGAACUACGUCCGCACUGCCAAGUUCAUCAUCGCUACGUUCUGGAAGGAGAUGUUCUUCUACCUGCCCACGGCCCUUUAUCAGCGGUAUAACGGGUACACGGGGACUUCGCUUUACGAGAGCUGGAGUUUGACCGUACUCAAUACCCUGUUUACGAGUUUGUGUGUUAUUGUGCCGGGGGUUUGGGAGCAGGAUCUGUCAGCGCAGACGUUGCUUGCCGUCCCAGAGUUGUAUGUCCAUGGUCAGCGCAAUAUGGGGUUAAAUAUACGGAUGUACGUGGGCUGGAUGCUGACCGGGGUACUCGCUGGUUUCGUGACAUGGUUUGCUGUUUGGGCUGGGUAUGGGGGUGUGCUGGGGAUGAUUGAUGAUGAGGGCUUGUUCGCACAGGGUGAUUUGGCGUUUUCGGUGUGUAUUGUUUGGAUUAAUGUCAAGCUACUCAUCGUCGAAACCCACAACAAAACCUCCCUCGUCCUAGGCAGUUUCGCCAUCACAUUUGCGGGCUGGUGGGCCUGGAACGCGUUCCUGGCGGCGGCCUACGCCCCCGCCCCCAGCCCCUACGCUGUCCGCGGCGGGUUCACCACCACUUUCGGUCGGGAUCCUCUGUGGUGGCUUACCCUCAUAGUCAUCGUGUGUAUUCUUCUGUCUGUGGAGUUGGUGUGUAAGACGGUGAGGAGGAACCUCCUUGUCGCGAGGCUGUGGAGGUGGCCGCCUUGGAAGGGUGGAAGCGAAGGAGUGGGGGAGAGUGUGGAGGAGUGGGAUUUAGAGCUUUGGCAGGAAUUAGAGAAGGAUCCCGUGGUCAGGGAGAGGUUAAGGAAGAUUGUGGAGGAGGAGGAGGAGGAGAGUGAGGAUGGGAGUGGUGAGUUGGACAGACAAGCGAGUGAAGGGGUGGGGUUGGGACUGGAUACAGCUGUUUGAGGCCAGGUGGAACAACUGUAUUUAACCAGUAAUUGACGUUUUUAGAUACCCCUGGUCUUCUUGCUGGUUGGCAUAGAUGUGGUAUAUAUUUUUGUACUUUCUACCUCGAUUUUCCGUCCUUGGUUUUUUGCUUGGCCGCUAAGUGGCUAAAGCGGGACCGGCCUCUUAUAAUUGUUAGGAUAUGCGAGCAGG